This is a messenger RNA of Gambusia affinis (western mosquitofish), 3569 nucleotides long. RefSeq names its product glycerophosphodiester phosphodiesterase domain containing 2 (gene gdpd2). NCBI's taxonomy places the organism in Eukaryota, Metazoa, Chordata, Actinopteri, Cyprinodontiformes, Poeciliidae. Gene Ontology annotation, cellular component: membrane. Gene Ontology annotation, biological process: lipid metabolic process. The record is from RefSeq and is a predicted model, not a curated record. The transcript has 16 exons. Bases 399 to 1979 code for a protein of 526 amino acids. Gene Ontology annotation, molecular function: glycerophosphodiester phosphodiesterase activity.
UUUUUUUUACACCGGCACUUCAUUUUCACAGUUACUUUCACAAGCCUAAAUGCUUAAGUCGGGUUUUAAGCGUGUCUACCUGCGAAGCGCACACAUGGAUCCUCCCCCUCUCUCUCUCUCUCUCUUUCUCUUUUUCUCACUCCCUCUUUCUCUUCUCUUCUCUUCUCUUCCCUUCCACGGAGCCCCCACACUCAUUCAUCAGGACCAAUUUUCAUUCAGCCCACGCAGAAAGACUGCCUACAAAAAGAUGCGAGAAGCGAAGCAGAGAUUAAGAGGAGAAAAACGGAGACGGGAUCCGAAGACGAGCGCGUAUUUGAGAGCCGGAUUUAAGAAAGGAUUAUAAGAGUUCCUCCAUCCUCCUCCAGGCAUUUUCUUCACUGUGAAUUUAAACAGCUGCUAUGGCACUGGGCAGAUGUUGCAGAGAUUUCAGCAGAGCUUUCUUUAGCUGUCAUCGGGAGAAGCAGAGGGACAAUGAGAACAAGCGCUCAACCUGCUGGUGCGUAAUGGUCACUGUUGGGGCCCUAAUUUCUGCCUGCUGGCUUUACAUUUGGCUGGUCAUCUACAAUGACCGAGAUGAUUUUAAUACGCUCCUAUUCUCCUUCCUUCACAAGCACAAGGACUAUUUCAUGGUGGUGAUGAUCAUUUCUGCCCUGAUUGCCAGCUACUGUGUUCUGCUGCUGCUUUUUGCACUGGUCCAAGUUGUCUUACAAGAAAAACUGGACUUACACUGGAUCCACAGGGUUUUGAUAUGUUUCGGAGUGGUACUCAUCGUUACUAUGAUCUCAUUAGUCACCCUAAAACAGCGAGAUGAAUGGCAUGCUGUUUCUCUUUCACUCCAGUACACGGCUCCUUUCUUGCAGUUCGGUGCUGUUGGAGCCUUGACCCUGCUGAGCUGGUUGGUCUUCCGGGCCUUCAACCAGGUCCAGAAAAGAUCAAAGGUCCUGAUUGCAGUAUUAUUCCUUUUUUUGUCGGCAUUCAUCUAUCUGUGUCCCUUGCUCAUCUACUCACCCUGUUUGAUCGACAUAAAGGAGAUAAAUUUAACUAAACCAGACCUCUGGGGCCACAGAGGAGCACCAAUGCUGGCCCCAGAGAACACCAUGAUGUCCUUUGAAAGGAGUGCAACAGAGUGCAAAGUAAAAGUAUUUGAGACUGAUGUGCAGCUCAGCAAAGACAGAAUUCCCUUUCUGAUGCACGACAACAAGGGCGAAUUCCUCAAAAGAACAACAAAUGUUUCAACAAAAAUUUCUUGUGGCAAUCAAAUGGACAUUAGUGAGCUGCAGUCUCUAAAUGCAGGGAAAUGGUUCAUAGAGAACAACCCUUUUCAAACUGUGCACCUGCUCAACAAAAGCCAGACAGAGACAGCUGAAACACAGACUAUUCCUUCACUGAGGCAGCUUCUAAACCUUGCCAAACGGCACAAUAUUGCCAUUAUAUUUGACUUGUAUUGUCCUGAAAAUUGCAAUGGCAGUAAUGACACUGAGGACACUGUGAAAGAGAUCUUGAAUUCAAACAUCAACCACAAAUUGAUCUACUGGCUUCCACCACAAAACAGAGAAUAUGUGAAGAAGACUUCAAACUUCACCCAGGUGUACAACAUUACAGAGACAUCAGAGAUGGAAAAACAAAAUGCGACUCACCUUAAUGUUAAAUACAGUCACCUUAACACACAUGAAAUCAGGAGCCUUCGAAAUAAAGGCAUUAAAGUGAACCUGUUUGUGGUCAAUGAGCGCUGGAUGUUCUCUCUGCUGUGGUGUGCAGGAGCCAGUUCAGUCACUACUAACAACUGCCAGGUGUUCAGCAAAAUGGAGCAGCCUGACUGGACCAUGGCACCUUCUGUUUAUAGAACAUUAUGGAUUUCAAUAGAUACUGCAUCCAUUUUGAUAAUAUUUGCUGUCUUUGUCUAUCACAGGAAAAACAAUAGUUCCCGGCAAAGAGGAGGUAAAGAAGAAUCUCUCAAGAGCUCGAAAUCGCUCCUUUAGUUUGAACUCUGACAGAAUCAGAAGACAUGAAGCCAUCUUGGAUUCGUUUCUGGGUCACCACAGCACCUAAAAGCUUCAUCAGGACUAAAGAAAGAACUAAAGUGUCAUCACUACAUGUUUUUUUACUAAGAUGUGAAAUAAGAAAUAAUUUUUACCGAAAAUUUUUUGAAAGAUUUUCUUCACAUAUCAUUGGUUGCAAGGGUUUUUACAUUUAAAGCUGAUCUUUUUACUAAAUAAAGUGCCUUUGACCUUCUGAUUGUAUUAAGUUUGGAACUGCUUUCUCUUUGCACUAUAUUUUUGUACAAUUUAAGGAAAGCUACAAAUAAGCCUGAAACGUUUCAUAACCUGGUGGAUUUAUAGUUUAAAUUUCUCCAAGUCCAAGUUGUCAUCCUGAUUCCCCCCUCAGAUUUUCUAUCAGACUCUGGCUGGGUUACUCUCAAACACUUUUAUCAAUGCCAGUGGAGAAAAAACAUUUUGGUAAAAUUAAAAGACAACUUUAAACAUAAAUCUGCCAUGGGUAUGAAUCAUUUUGGGCUAAACUACAGCACGUCUGUAACUUGAGCCAAAUUAACCAAAAUAUUUGGGUUUUUUUUGUGUGUGUGCUGCUGCUGUUUGAGUUGUAUUCUAUGUGUAAUCCCAACACUUUGUUCUCAGGGAAUAAACAACAACCCAAAUUUGAUCCAUUUUAUGAGUCAAGAAGAAAGUAUGAAAACUACAGAACUGCCAAAUUUCUCCAAUAUGGGGUUCAUUAUUUUUGGAUCCAACGUCUUCCAGAUUUUUGUGCCAGAAAACCGACAAUAAAACAUUUCAAAUAUUUUUCCAUUUUUCAAUGUGGCAUGUCUCGUGUAAAAUCCAGUAAAAAAAAAAAAAGUACUCAUUUAUUUUGAAUCUGAUUGACAAGAAAUAAAGUUAAGACAUUGUAGUAGACUGUGUUCGUUUUCAACCUUUAAAUAUAACCAGUUUGCAGAGAUGUGACUUUUUCAAAAAUUUUACAGUGAACUCAAAGAAUAAUUAAUCUAGAAAACUGUGAUGUACAUUCUUUUUUUAAAGUGUUUUAUUAUCUGUUUAAUAACAAGAUAAAAAUAUUUUUCUAAUCUCUUUUUUUUACAUUGUUUAGCAUGAUAUAUCAAAGGGAAAAAUUAUAUUUGUAUAAUUUUCAUUUAAAGAUGUGUUUUACACGGAAUUAAUACUGUACAUAAUUACAAAAAAAUUUGGUGGAAUUGCUUUUUAAAAAAUUCUGUUUAUAUUUUUUAAAUGUGGAAUUAUGCUUCUAAGAUAGAGUACUUGCAUAACAAGCCUCUUACAGAUUUUAAAUAAAAUGGAAAAUUGAUUCAUUUAAAGCCCUGAAUACAGAGUAUGGUGUUUUUCAUGCACGGUAUUAUUUUCUCAUGUUGUAAAUGUUGUCCUUACUUAUUGAAUAUUGUUUUUGUUGAUGCUGUUGUUUUACCUUUGUGUAUAUAUAAAUACCCACACUGAACUUGCAGCUGUGACACUGGGAUUUCCCCACUGUGGGGCAAUAAAUGAUAUUUCUAUUUCGUUUGAAAAAUAAAUAAACAAAUAAGAAAAAUACAAAAAACACAAAACAGUGAA